AUGGCAGCUGAGUCGUUACGCAACAUCUUCUAUGCCACAGCUGUCUGCCCCGGCUUGCGAGCUGCAGUGCAGCGGCAGCCCGAUGGGCAACAGCAGGUGGUGCGGUUGUGCGCCCGCUGCCUUGUGCUGCCAGAGGCCGAGCUGGAGAUGGCCAUGCAGGAUAAUCGCCGGCGCAACCUGCUGGCAUGCAUGGCUCAGCUGUUGGCAACGGAUUGCUUCGCAGCCGGCAUACAGCAGCACGAGGCAGCGGGCGGUGGCGUCAGCUUCCUGCUUGUGGCGGGAGCACUGGCAGCACGCGCGCACCUGGGGCUGGCCCCCGAGGCCAGCGUGACACAGGCGACACAGGCGCUACUGGCGCUGCCUUGCCUGACCCUACACGCCCAGCGUGGGCACACCAUGCUGAGGCAGCAGGGCUUGCCUGAAGCGCACAUGGCGGCGCUGCUGCAGCAGCUGGGCGGCCCCGGCGGCCUGCCGCUGCUGUGCCAGCUGGCAGGGGAGGUGGCGGCGGCGUCGGGGAGCGCUGCUGCAGGCAGCACAGCGGCGAGAGCCGACAGCAACAGCUUUGGCGCGCAGUGCUGGGGAACUGUACUGGUGCGACCUUGGACGUCGGCGCUGUCCAGUUGGAUGCAGUACUGUGUCGCGCUGGCACACCACGACCUCUCCAGCGUGCUAUGCAGCUCUGACACGUAUGCUGCAGCCUGCCGCGCCGGCGAGGCGUUGCUGCGCCUGGCGCCGCUGCUGCCGUGCCAGCCUGGCCAGGAGCCGGCGCCCGGCAGCAGCGGCGGCUGGCGCAGCCUGGGCGCAGUGGUGGCAGCGGCUGGCGGCGCCCACGCGUUUUUGCGGGCCGGAUUGCCCUGCGACCAUCAGGGAGCAGCAGCACGGAGGCAGCUGGCAGCAGCGAGAGGGGCGGCCGUGGCGUUAGCGGUGCGGCGGCAGGCGCGCCAGCAGCUGGCGGCGACUUACGCUUACAUCAGCGGCCUGCUACGGGAGCUGCCACCCAACGAGCAAGGCCCGUUUGCCAGGCGGCUGGAGUGCUGCCUGCUGCUGUACCUCAGUGCCCUGGCAGAGCUGCCAGUGUCCCUAGAUAGGAGGCAGGGCGAGCUGGACUGCCGGCGGUGUAUGCUGCUGUGCCACAUGCUGAGCAGCACGGAGGUGGCGCUGGCCCCGCUCUGGCGCCUGCUGCUGGGCACUGCCAGCGUGGCGGCCGCCGGCAUGGACACGCUCAGCCUGCUGGCAGAGGUGGCCUGCCGCGCGCUGCAGUUCUUGUGUGCGACUGCCGGCGACUUCUCCGGCUCUGCUCCUUGGGAGGCCCCGCUGUACUUGCUGGAGCUGCUGGUGGAGCUGGAGCCGGGUGUGCUGCCGCGGCUGGCGGCUCAAGGGGCGCUGAUGCGCACGCUGUGCACGGCAGCCGCGGCGCUGGCUGAUGCCGCCAGGCAGGCGUCGCAGGCCAAAGCUUUGGAGCCGCACCUGCUGGGCCUGCUGGGCCUGCUGGCACCCCACCUGCAAGUGGAGCCUGCGCAGCAGGGUGAUGUGCGGCUGUGUGUGGAGGGGCUGGCUUCAGAAGAUGGGCAGCGCCACAGGCAGGCUCUGCAGCUGUUUGCCUCGCUGGUUGGGGAGCAGCAGGAGGAGCAGUCAGCUGCAGGCGACGGCGCCCCACCACGAAGGCAGCCCCUCGGCCCCGAGGGAGAGCAGCUGGCGGUGCGGCGGGCGCGGGCGCUGGCACUGCUCAAGUGCGCCAACCCGCGGUGCAGCAGGCUGGCGGGCGCCAGCGAGGCGGCAGCCCCCAGGGGGCGCCUCUGCAGCGGCUGCCGCACGGUGCGUUUCUGCAGCGAGGCGUGCAGCCGGCAGGAGUGGCCGCAGCACCGCGCGGCGUGCAGGCUGCUGCGGGCUGCGCCGCACGACGGCUGA
Chlorella variabilis is the source of this 1908-nucleotide messenger RNA. RefSeq lists its product as hypothetical. NCBI's taxonomy places the organism in Eukaryota, Viridiplantae, Chlorophyta, Trebouxiophyceae, Chlorellales, Chlorellaceae. The transcript has 6 exons. The record is from RefSeq and is a predicted model, not a curated record. The coding region runs from base 1 to 1908 and encodes 635 amino acids.